Molecule: messenger RNA, 1639 nt
Organism: Zea mays
Lineage: Eukaryota; Viridiplantae; Streptophyta; Magnoliopsida; Poales; Poaceae
Product: leucine-rich repeat extensin-like protein 6
Exons: 1
Coding region: 92-1264 (390 amino acids)
Molecular function (GO): protein binding
Source: RefSeq, a predicted model, not a curated record
ACACACAUGAAAACUUCAAGACACCACAGUACUACAGACAUUCUCUUUCUAUCUGCCUCUCCAAUCAAACCCCAAAUUCAUUCCUAUCAAAAUGGCACCUCUGUCAGGGCCAACAAGCAAGAGUAAGAAGAGAGCUCUCCGACACGUCCUCCUCCUCUGCCUCCUCCUCCCAUGUAUCUCCCAACCACUCCCGGCUCCUUCCCCAUCUCCAACGGCGGCGCCUCCGGCGACGACGCUUCCCCUCUCGCCGUUCAACGAUCGCCUCGACGCGGCGUACAUCGCGCUCCAGGCGUGGAAGCACGCCAUCAUCGAGGACCCCAAGAACCUGACCGCCGACUGGUGCGGGCCCUUCGUGUGCAACUACACCGGCGUCUUCUGCACGGCGGCGCAGGACGACCCGCACAUCCUGACCGUCGCCGGAAUCGACCUCAACCACGGCCGCAUCGCCGGGUUCCUCCCCGACCACAUCGGCCUCCUGGCCGACGUCGCGCUCAUCCACCUCAACUCCAACCGCUUCCACGGCACGCUGCCGCCGUCCAUGCAGCACAUGCGCCUCCUCUACGAGCUCGACGCCAGCAACAACCUCUUCUCCGGCGGGUUCCCGUCGUUCCUCACCUCGCUGCCGUCGCUCAAGUACCUGGACCUGCGCUUCAACAGCUUCGACGGGGACCUGCCCGACGCCGUGUUCGGGCGGCAGCUCAACCUGGACGCACUGUUUGCCAACAACAACCGCUUCAACGUGACCCUGUCGUCGCAGAGCCUGACCAACUCCACGGCGUCGGUCAUCGUGCUCGCCAACACCGAGCUCACCGGCUGCCUGCCGCCGAGCAUCGGCGACAUGGCCGACACGCUGGUGGAGCUCAUCCUCCUCAACACCAGCAUCAGCUCCUGCAUCCCGCCGGAGAUCGGCAAGCUCAAGAAGCUCAGGGUGCUGGACCUCAGCCACAACGAGCUCGCCGGGGAGCUGCCGGAGAGCGUCGGAGACAUGGAGAGCCUGGAGGUGCUCAACGUGGCCUACAACCAGCUGUCCGGCGUGGUGCCGGAGAGCAUCUGCCUGCUGCCGAAGCUCAAGAACCUGACCGUCGCCGGCAACUACUUCUGCGGCGAGCCGGUGUCGUGCCUCCACGUGCCCCUGCGCGACGACCGGAUGAACUGCAUCCCCGAGUGGCCCCACCAGCGCACGCACGAGGAGUGCAUCGCCUUCGAGCACCGCCCGCCGGUGCACUGCGGCGCCAACGGCUGCAUUGUUCAUCACCCGCUGUGAAGCUCCGGCAUACGCAUACGCAUGCAUGCAUGGCCAUACAUGCAUGUGGGUUCUAUCGAAACGGUGACGGUCUUUCUGCGACUAAAAAAUGGUAUUUGCUAUAGGCAAAGUUGUUUUGGAUCAUAAAUUCGCGUGAUUUUGAUUUGUGUCGUCGGUGCCAAAAACGUGUAUUUGGUAGCGAGGACUGGGAGUGGGUGUAUUAGUUUUUUCGCCUUUGUUCUUUUCCUUCUAGCUUUUUGUUACCUGCACAUAAAGGCAUACAUGCAUACGGCUAAUGUAAACCCAACAAAAAUGUGACAUGUAACUAUAUAUGCCUAAUUUAAGAAUUUGAAUAAGGGGGUCAAAAAGUCUUCACCCUCUGCAUCUUUGUUUUCA